UCCCGCACCGGAAUCUAUCCAGCCGCAUCUUUAUUAUUUAAUUAUAAAAUAAAGUCAAAUAUCUCCGUAUAUCUAAUAAUUUAUGUAUAUGAUGGAAGUGAAAAGAACAUUUUAAAGUCUUCAUAUCAAAGAGAGAAGAAGAGGAAGACAAAAAGAAAUGAUGAAGACUAAGAGUAAAGCGUUGAUCAUCUUCUUCACUCUAGUUCUGAUUCUAAUCAUGGCGUCAAGGGUUAUUCCAAGAGAAGAUGGUUUUGCUCCUCCUAAACUAUCUCCCUCUUCCACUCAGGAGAAAGAAAGAAGUAGAAAAGGUGAUGGAGAUGGAGUAGAUCAGUGCAAGAGUUCGGACAGUGAAGAAGAAUGUCUUGUUAAGAAAACCGCAGCUGCUCACACCGAUUACAUCUAUACACAAGACUUAAAGUCAUCUCCUUGAAACAAGAACAAGCACUCUGUCUUUUAUACAGUACAAGCUAUAAGCAUAAGCAAACUCUCCUUGACCAUUUGCUCAUGACUUCAUGUUCUUUGUUAUUUUAUUCUAAUAUUUGUUUGAUAUCUCUUUGUCAACUUAUAUAUAUAUUUUUUUUUUCACUGAAAUUUAUUAAAUGGCACAUUUCAACAGAGGCGAAGCCCAAAAUUUUACAAAAGAGGCCAACAGAAGUCCAACAAACGGCCCAGAUUACAUAAUGCUUGAGGCCCAAGCCCACAAGCAUAAACCGUCGAGGAGAAAACACAUCACCGUCCAUGUGUAAAGCCGCCGAGCGACCAUGCCCACGCGUCAGAAUGAAGCUCCACUUUUCCCUGCCGUACACCCAGAGGCGGAGCGCCGGACCCUCGCCGUCAUCGAAGAUGAACCGACGAAGAAAGGCUCAACCUGAGCGAUUUUCCUUGUAACUCAAAACACCCACCAAAUCUACGCUUCAUCAUGAGAAUACAAUCAUCUUCAAUCGAUCUAAAACCUUCGACUUUCCUUGAAGAAGACCCGUCAUCUUUAAUGAUACCAAUAAGCUCGAAGAUGAAACAACCCAACUCGGAGAAGGAAAGAGCAGUUGAAAAAUGAAGAAAGAGAGUUGAUUGACAGGGAAUAACUAGAAGCGAAGAUACAUCAAACCGGGAAUAACCCAGAGGAGAGCCGCCGACAACACCAGACAAAUGUGUGACGCAGAG
Molecule: messenger RNA, 1161 nt
Organism: Brassica oleracea var. oleracea
Lineage: Eukaryota; Viridiplantae; Streptophyta; Magnoliopsida; Brassicales; Brassicaceae
Product: phytosulfokines 1-like
Exons: 2
Coding region: 158-430 (90 amino acids)
Biological process (GO): cell population proliferation
Cellular component (GO): extracellular region
Molecular function (GO): growth factor activity
Source: RefSeq, a predicted model, not a curated record